Messenger RNA from Moneuplotes crassus, 201 nucleotides. The record is from the annotation of a GenBank genome assembly. Lineage: Eukaryota; Ciliophora; Spirotrichea; Euplotida; Euplotidae.
AAUUAUUUAGCGCUUGAAGUAUAUGUCGGCAACAAAUCCUUCAGGGGAAACCACAACUUGAGAGGAGUCAAGUCUGAACUCUUUCAGAAUUCUGUCACGGUUGAAUACCUUAAAGGACAGGCUGUAUUGAAAAUUCUCAAGACUUUGCCCAAAAUAGCUCCUCGAACACACUGUAGGAAGCCUCGCUAUCAUAUUCGUUUG